This is a messenger RNA of Saimiri boliviensis boliviensis (Bolivian squirrel monkey), 2473 nucleotides long. RefSeq names its product zinc finger protein 140 (gene ZNF140). Lineage: Eukaryota; Metazoa; Chordata; Mammalia; Primates; Cebidae. Gene Ontology annotation, molecular function: RNA polymerase II cis-regulatory region sequence-specific DNA binding; DNA-binding transcription factor activity, RNA polymerase II-specific. The record is from RefSeq and is a predicted model, not a curated record. Gene Ontology annotation, cellular component: nucleus. Gene Ontology annotation, biological process: regulation of transcription by RNA polymerase II.
AAGCCCUGUGUCCCUGCGCGCAGGGCCGCCAUGAUUUCUGGGAAGUGUAGUUUCUUGAGGCCGGCGGCUGGUUGGGGCGACGUCCCGGAGGCUUCUGAAGACGCGGCUCCUGCGACUCCCGCCGUGGGGCCCUCGGGGGCGGCGCCGAGUCUGGCCUGUGUUCGCCGUAGGCGAGGGAAGGGGCCCGCGCUGUCUGCGCCGGAUGGCCCCGGGCGUUGACGGGUCCGGAGCCCCGGAACGCCACGCCCUCCUGGCCGAGAGCACCGCGGCAACGCGCUCCCCCGCGGCCGCCGUUAGGUCUGCGCUCGGGACUUCUCCGAGCUCCUCGGUCCCUUCCGUGAGCGAUGUCUCAGGGUUCAGUGACAUUCAGAGAUGUGGCCAUAGACUUCUCCCAGGAGGAGUGGAAAUGGCUUCAGCCUGCUCAAAGAGAUUUGUACAGAUGUGUAAUGCUGGAGAACUACGGCCAUCUGGUCUCACUGGCAGGUCUUUCCAUUUCUAAGCCAGAUGUGGUUUCCUUAUUGGAGCAAGGGAAAGAGCCCUGGCUGGGGAAAAGGGAUGUGAAAAGAGAUCUGUUUUCAGUUUCAGAGCCAACUGGUGACAUCAAAGACUUUUCAUCAAAAAAUGUCAUUUAUGAUGACUCAUCCCAGUAUUUGAUCAUGGAAAGAAUUCUAAGCCAAGGCCCUGUAUAUUCCAGUUUUAAAGGAGGCUGGAAAUGCAAGGACCCUAUUGAGAUGCUGCAAGAAAAUCAAGGAUGUGUAAGGAAAGUAACAGUCUCUCACCAAGAAGCCCUGGCCCAACAUAUGAAUAUCAGUACCGUGGAGAGGCCCUAUGGAUGCCAUGAAUGUGGAAAAACUUUCAGUCGACGCUUUUCCCUGGUGUUACAUCAGAGGACUCAUACUGGAGAAAAACCAUAUGCGUGUAAUGAAUGUGGCAAAACCUUUAGCCAGAUUUCAAACCUUGUGAAACAUCAAAUGAUACAUACUGGAAAGAAACCCCAUGAAUGUAAGGACUGUAAUAAAACAUUCAGUUACCUUUCAUUUCUUAUUGAACACCAGAGAACACACACUGGGGAGAAACCUUAUGAAUGUACUGAGUGUGGAAAGGCCUUUAGCCGUGCCUCCAACCUCACUCGACAUCAGAGGAUUCACAUAGGAAAGAAACAGUAUAUAUGUAGGAAAUGUGGGAAAGCAUUUAGCAGCGGCUCAGAACUCAUUCGCCAUCAGAUCACACAUACUGGAGAGAAACCUUAUGAAUGCAUUGAAUGUGGGAAGGCAUUUCGCCGUUUCUCACACCUUACGCGACAUCAAAGCAUCCAUACAACCAAAACCCCAUAUGAAUGUAAUGAAUGUAGGAAAGCUUUCCGUUGUCACUCAUUCCUUAUUAAACAUCAGAGAAUUCAUGCUGGAGAAAAGCUCUAUGAAUGUGAUGAAUGUGGUAAAGUUUUCACUUGGCAUGCAUCCCUUAUUCAACAUACGAAAAUUCAUACUGGAGAGAAACCUUAUGCAUGUGCUGAAUGUGAUAAAGCCUUCAGUCGAAGCUUUUCCCUCAUUCUACAUCAGAGAACUCAUACUGGGGAAAAACCCUAUGUAUGUAAGGUAUGCAACAAAUCCUUCAGCUGGAGCUCGAACCUUGCUAAACAUCAGAGAACACACACUCUUGACAACCCCUAUGAAUAUGAAAAUUCAUUUAAUUACCACUCAUUCCUUACUCAACACCAGUGAAUUUACAGUGCAAAGAAAAACUAUGAAUGUAUGGAUUUUUUUUAAAGCAUAUAAUGCCUUACUUUUGCUUCAGAGAACUUUUGGAAAGAAGCCUUAUGUAAAAGUAAUGAAUGUGAAAGCCCACACUUAUUUAACAUGCUGAGCAAAAAAACCCAGGAAUAUGUGGAAAAGCCAUUAGUAAACACUUUUUUUUUUUUUUUUUGCAAUAACAAGGUGAAAUCAACAUUGUGAACAAGAUUCUUCCAUCUGGUAAUAUUGAGAAGACUUCAUUUGGUAGGAUUCCCUUACUCUACAUAUGUAAAUUCCUACCAGUAAAGAGUACAUAUCCAGUAAAUUUGAGAAAGCUAGAGAUCGGCCCUCAUUCUGCAUCUGUCAACCAGGACAGACUGCAUGGGUAAGGGAUGAGCUUUACGAAGAUGUACUUUGGAGAUGAGAAAAUGGAUGUUUAAGCAAAGUGAUAAGAGCAGUGAUUUCGGAAUGCCUUCAAUUAAUUAUAAUGCAAUAAUUAAAUGUUAAUACUCUGUAGGAGAAAAAGCAACUAUAUAAAUGAAUGUAGAGUGACUUUCUGCAAUAUUUCAAACCUAUAUCAGAAUUACACCGUGGGAAAACUACCAUUGUAAUGUGUAGCAAAAUCAGCUUGGAUAUCUGAAAAGUCAUACUGGAUGUAAUCUGUUGGAAAUGGUUUUAUUUUGAGGGAAGGGGGAUUUUUGUUUUUUAAGUGAAUUCAAAAAAGUUAUAAAUAAAUCUGGUUU